AUGCUGAGAGAAGAGUUGGGGUACAAUACUGAUAACCUUAAAGUUGAAAGAAAAACAUUUCUUUAUCGGGCUAUAAUAUCUCGCCUCCGUUCAGAAGGUAAAAUUGUAAUCGCGGUAGCCUCCUGGGGAAUUGCUUCGUUAUUGUUGCCUGGUGGCAGGACAACUCAUUCUAGAUUCAAAAUACCUAUUGAAAUCCAUGAGGAAUCAAGCUACCACAUAAAGAAGGGCACUCAACUAGCUGAACUAAUCAAAAUUACAAGCCUAAUUGUAUGGGAUGAAGCACCAAUGGCCCAUCGUAAUUGUUUUGAAGCACUUGACAGGUCAUUAAAUGAUAUUCUCACAAAUGAUGCUGAAAUUGCUGACAGUUCAGCUUCUCUUUUUGGUAGAAAAACUGUUCUGCUUAGGGGUGACUUCAGGCAAAUACUUCCAGUGGUUGUGAAGGGUUCAAGACAUGAUACCAUGGAGGCUUGCAUCACAAGAUCAUAUCUCUGGAACAGCUACCAAAUCUUUGUCUUGAAAAUAAAUAUGAGACUAUCUACAGCUGGUUUAACAGAGGAGGAAAUGCCAGAGCUUGCAAAUUUUGCCCAAUGGCUACUAGAUGUCGGUGAAGGAAAGGUUGAGACUGUUAAAAGAAAUGAGGAAGAGGAGCAACCUACCUGGAUACGAAUGCUUGACAACAUGCUUGUGCACUCUGAAAAAUGUGAUAUUAAAGAUAUCACUUCUGAGGUUUAUGAUGGAUUCAUGACACUAUACCAAGAUCCAAAUUACUUGAAGGAAAGAGUCAUUGUGAUAGGAACAAAUGAUGCAGUGGAUUUAAUUAAUUCCAAGGUGCUUUCACUGCUUCCUUCAGACCAGAAGUUGUACCUUAGUUUCGAUUCUAUUUGCAAAGUCACUGGAGGCUUAGAAGAAAAUGAUAUUUUAUACCCUCCUGAAUUCUUGAAUUCACUAUCAUUCAAUGGUGUUCCAAAUCAUGAGCUUCACCUUAAAAUUAAUGCGUUGGUCAUGUUGUUACGAAAUCUCAACCAGAGCAGUGGAUUGUGUAAUGGAACUAGGCUAUUGGUUACAAGAUUGGGAGAAAGAGUGGUGGAAGCUACUAUUAUGACGGGCAAUAACAUUGGCGACAAAGUUUAUAUUCCCAGAAUCAUUAUGUCGGCAACAGAGAGAAAAUGGCCUUUUACAAUCAGGCGGAGACAAUUCCCUUUGCGAUUGUGUUAUGCAAUAACAAUAAACAAAAGUCAAGGUCAAACUCUCACAAAAGUUGGGUUGUAUCUUCCAAGACCAGUCUUUUCACAUGGACAAUUCUAUGUUGCUGUGUCAAGGGUUGAUUCUAUUCUUCUUCGUUCUUGUGUUUCAUUUAUUUACUUCUUCUACAUUGAAGAUAUCAUAUAUGCUUCUACACUUUGUCAGGAAAAACUUCAGAGUGUGCCCAAGCGAAAAUAUGCUUUGAGUUGGGUCAUAAAAAAAGUUUCUGGGAAUCCAAGGUCAAAACACAAAAGCAAUACUACGCAUGAAAAAAUAAUCACUUGCAAGACCUAUGGAUCAUAUAUCACAAGGUAUAUUGUCCUAUGUCGAGGCUCACUUGCAGUCAUGGCUCAGAAGAUAUGGUAA
Tripterygium wilfordii is the source of this 1608-nucleotide messenger RNA. Its product is annotated as ATP-dependent DNA helicase pif1-like. Gene Ontology annotation, molecular function: DNA helicase activity. Gene Ontology annotation, biological process: DNA repair; telomere maintenance. The coding region runs from base 1 to 1608 and encodes 535 amino acids. The transcript is spliced from 5 exons. NCBI's taxonomy places the organism in Eukaryota, Viridiplantae, Streptophyta, Magnoliopsida, Celastrales, Celastraceae. The record is from RefSeq and is a predicted model, not a curated record.